AUGGCUUCCCAUACCUACGAAUUUAAUGUCACUAUGACCUGUGGUGGCUGCUCCGGAGCUGUCGACCGGGCUCUCAAGAAGCUUGAUGGCGUCGAUGAGCACGAAGUCUCCCUCGACACACAGACCGCCAAGGUGGUGUCGAGCAACCUCACCCUCCAGCAGGUCUUUGACAAAAUCAACAAGACCGGAAAGAAGAUCAACUCGGUCACAGUGGACGGCGAAGCGACUGCGCUGCCGCAACCUACAGCCGCAUGA
This is a messenger RNA of Clonostachys rhizophaga, 255 nucleotides long. The record is from the annotation of a GenBank genome assembly. Lineage: Eukaryota; Fungi; Ascomycota; Sordariomycetes; Hypocreales; Bionectriaceae.